This is a messenger RNA of Eupeodes corollae, 2287 nucleotides long. RefSeq lists its product as uncharacterized. Lineage: Eukaryota; Metazoa; Arthropoda; Insecta; Diptera; Syrphidae. Gene Ontology annotation, molecular function: DNA binding. The record is from RefSeq and is a predicted model, not a curated record. Bases 156 to 2201 code for a protein of 681 amino acids. The transcript has 7 exons.
UAGUGUGCAGCCUAAAAAGACAAGUAGUCGAUGGAUAGACCCGAUAAUUUAGUUAUUGAUAAAUACUAUUAAUCGAUUAAAUUGAUAAAACAAAACCGUUGUAUAUUGGAUAAUUUCAAAGUGUAAAAAUUCUCAAUAUCAAUUCCCAAACAGAAAUGUACUCUCGCAAAAGAAAAAACAAGCAAGACGGAGAAGAAUUGACAUACAACAAAAUUUACAUGCCCAAAAUGAAGAGUGUCUUUUGGAAGUAUUUUGGUUAUCCCGCCGAUGAACGUGGUGAGAUAAUAACAAAACACAAAGUCAUAUGUAAUCUAUGCAAAGCCGUUCUCACCAAUCACUAUAACACCACAAAUAUCCGAGCUCACAUUCAGUCGACGCACAAAACAAUAUUUUCCCAACUUGUCACCACACAUGGGAUAAGUGUACCACCAAGGAAAGUCAAUACGAGCCAGAAAAAGCCCGCGAAAUCCGAGACGGUACAUUUGAUAGAGGACUCAAUUGAUAGUCGUCGUCCGGCGACGAAACAGAUGAAGGUGGAUUAUAGUGAUUCAUCUUUCAUUGAUGAGGAUUCAAUAAACAUACCACUUACUUAUGAAGACACUGAAGACGAACCCACGACGACAGCGAUAACAACUACAGAAUUGUCGAAUGUAAUAUUUGAUCAGACGUUGCCCGCCACAGCCGUUGAUGUUGAUCAAACGGUUUUGCCAAAAAGUACAUGUGAAAAUCAAAAAGUACUUCCUCCCCUAAAUAUUACUGUCGAUAUAAAUCCCAUUCAAGUCAGCUAUAACAUUGAGGAAGCUCUAACCAAAGUGGUUAUUACAGAUCUUCUCAAUGUCUCGGCAAUCUAUAACUCUGGAAUGAAGGGAUUCAUUACGAGCUUUCUGAGCAAUCAGAUAUUGCCAACUUUUAGCAAGAUGGAAAGUUUAAUUGAAGACCUGCAUAAAACAAAAUUUGAAAAAAUGAAAGACCGCAUCAAAGUUCAUUCCCAAGUCAAAUCAUAUUCACUAAGUUUUGAUGUAUGGAUGAAUAUUGAAGGCAAACAAUUGGUUUCGAUAUAUUACAAUCAUGUGUCUGAAGAAUUUGAGGAUCAAUUCUGUGAUAAUAUUUACAUGACAAUUGAACUUAAUUGUUACACAUCGUUCGAGGCGAUAUUCCAUGGAUUUAACUUGCAAAACUGCUCAGCAGCAAUAGUUAAUAGCAAUCAGGAAAUAAUCAACACAUUUUUAUCAAACAAUGACAUUCCCAUAGUGCAUUGUUUUUCACAUAUCAUCGAUAACUGCCUUUUGAAUGUUUUCAAAAUACCAGACAUAGUUACGGUUUUUAAUGAAGCAGUAGAUAUUCUGACUCGUCACGCUUCUGAACUAACUUCUGAGGAUACUGAAAUACCAUCAGCUUGUGAAGAGUUCCCCAUAUCAAAGCUGCAUGUUUUGAGGUUCUUCUGUGAAAGUGUUUCCUGGCCUGACGAUAUGGAAUAUAUCCUAGCUAAAGCUAAACAAAUUUUAGAUGUACUUUCCCCACUUGAGAUAACACUGGACACCCUGCGAGAAGAAGACAUACCACUGAGUAGUUUGUUCCUGCCAUUUGCCCAAAAAAUUAUCGAAAAACAUUACGUCUACAGCGAGUUUGACGAUCCUUUGGUAUGCGAAAUGAAAGAAAUGGUUGUUGACGAGUUUAAAAGAAGUGUAUGUUCAAAUAAUCUCCUAACAGUAACAGCUAUGCUCGAUCCAAGGUUUCAUAAGUUCAUAUCAUUGAAAAACAUAAAUAGUUGUCUGAAUUUAUUGGAGAAAAAAUACCGUCAAAUGGGAAAACAACGAAGUAGUCUACAAAAAUGUGAACCCACAAAAGAGGAACCACCAAAGAAUUCUAGAAAGUCACAUUUGAAAAUGUUCUUUGUUGACUGCCUGGAAGAUACAACUGCAAAAAGUUUUCAAAAUGAAAAUUUCAUUGAAAUGGAUUUGAGACGAUAUCGUGAUGAAGCAUUUGCUAGUCUAGAAGAAUCACCUAUAAAGUGGUGGAAUCAGUGGGGUAAUUCUUAUGGAAGUUUGCGGCAUUUAUCUGAAGCUUAUUGUUGUGUUUUGGGCUUCAUUAAUCUAAGCUAUAAAGAGGUGUUAAGAGAUCAAAUAAACAACUAUAGGAGAAGGUUUGCUCUGACGGGAAAACUAAUCGAUAAGAUUAUUUUUUUGAAUAAAAAUCAAUGAAACAAAAAAUAUUUUAGUUAUGAAAAAUUUAAUUACAAAUAAGCAAAAUUAUUGAUCGUUUUAUGAAUAAGAAUUAAUUUGAAAUA